Molecule: messenger RNA, 5063 nt
Organism: Fopius arisanus
Lineage: Eukaryota; Metazoa; Arthropoda; Insecta; Hymenoptera; Braconidae
Gene: PNUTS
Product: serine/threonine-protein phosphatase 1 regulatory subunit 10
Exons: 8
Coding region: 815-4159 (1114 amino acids)
Cellular component (GO): chromatin; PTW/PP1 phosphatase complex
Molecular function (GO): protein phosphatase 1 binding; metal ion binding
Source: RefSeq, a predicted model, not a curated record
GUGCUACGUAGUUAGGUGAGCAUAAACCACAUUGCCGUUAUUCCGAUAAAUAUUCCAGAAAAACAUGGCAGGUUGACGAGAAAAUAUAUGCGGAUUAUCGAAGAGACACCACCCAUAAUCUCUCUCGAAAAAAAGAAAGCCCCAUGAGGUAGUCGACGCCACCCAGUCCGACCUAACAAAAUCUAUCAAAAUAAUAAAAAAAAAUCAAAGCUAGAAAACCAUAGAUUAAAAUCCCAUGACAGCCGUCAAUUGUAUAACCAAAUGCCAUAAUUUUAUUAUACAAUUACGUUGGGACGUACGGUAAUCCAUAAGGAGAAUUAUGCGAAUAAAAAUAUGUAACGUCGAGGAAUUGCCGAUUUCGGUGUGAAAAAUAUUUUCUAAAAAUAGAAAGUCGAGCGAGCAUGACCGAAAUACCCCGAGAGAGGGGAAUCCCCCUUCCUCACGAGGCCUGUGGUGGGGUAAUGGAGUUGAGCUAUUGGUUGUGAGUGAUUUUCCUAAUUUUCCAUUGGUCCUCUGGUGCAUGGGGCUCCAUCGGGGGCUGGGGGACGAGGAAAUCACAGAAGGUGACUAGUCAGCAAAGACUUUAGCAACGAGGACUCCAUUUUAUCUGUAUCGCCAUUAUUUUCCAUCGCGUUAUUCAACCAAGAGGUUUAUCCUCAAUAAAUAAUUCCACCGAAAUAAAAAGAAGAUAAACUAGUUUUCGAGUUCAUUUAUCUGCUUGAGCGAGAAAUAUCUCAGGAUUAAAUAACAAUCGCAAUGAUUUUGCUCGAUCGAUUCGUCUAGACUGAAUAAGAGUGAAUUUGUUUUUGUUAAGAUGCCGCGCAUUGACCCGUUGGCGUUGCUCAAUUGCCUGAGCGUUUUAUUGGGCCCAAGUGGUGACAUCAAGGGAAUCAAGGAAGUCGAUCGUUUGGUCACACUCAUGACUAAAUUUUCCAAGAAGCUAGUGUCCAAAUGCAUCUACGUCCAGAUACUCAAGACCACGAAUCCAGAUUUGCUUGAUCAAUUCAUGAACACUGGGGGAUGGGACCUGGUGCACGUAUGGUUGACAGACGCGAUAUUCGCCCAGAAUUGGGCGCUGAUCCAAGAGCUACUGGAGCUCCUGCUGCUGUCACCAGUGAACAUCCAACGACUGAAAUCAAACAACAACCCAAAGCUGGUGAAAACGCUGUCAAAAGAGGAAAGCCACCAGGGCGUCCGACUGCUAGCCCUCCGCCUAGUAGACAAAUGGUUAAAACUGGUGAAGGACUCAGUGCCACAGCAGCCAGAGACACCAAAGCCAGAUGCCGACCUGGUGAAGACUCCAGAGAUAACAACAGUCAAAGUACAGGAUCUAAACCCAAAGGAAUCACAAGAUCAGCAAUUUGUCGAUAAGAAUUCCAUGAUCCAUAUCCAACCUGUUCAAUUAGAAAUAGUUAAUAAAACACUUCCAGGGCAGACGCAGCCAACGCAAAUAAAGAAACAAUCGUUUGUACUUGUUUCGAGUGUAGGACAGAGCUCACAGCAGUUAUCACAACAGAGUGCAUCCCAAGGUGCAUCAGCUGUGCCUGUUUAUAAAAUAACAAUACGAGAUGGUAAACAAGUAUUGACGAGAGUUGGUCCUGACGCUGAGAGUAUACCUGUUUGCGAUAGCCCUAGUAAUGUAGAGUGUACUGAUAAUGGGGGUAAUGAUAAUGACAAGGUAGAGGGUAAUGAUGAUGGAAUUAAAGCUGAUAACAGUGUUGAAUUAUCUGGUGAAGUGAAUGACAUAUUAAUUAGCUUUAAGGAAGAUGUGAUUGAUGUCAAAGAUUGUAGUGAUAGUAAGUCAAAUGACAAGGAGAACAGGGAUUCACCCAAGAAGGAGGAGAAAAUUGUUGAGAAGAAGAGCAGUCACAGCUCGAAGAGGAGCCACAGCUCAAGCUCGAGGAGUUCACACAGAUCGACCUCGUCACACCGUGGUAGCAGCUCCAAGAGCAGCUCCAGCAAGUCUUCCAGGGAUAAGGACAGGCACAGACACUCCAGCAGCUCCAGGGGUAAAUCCGAGAGGGACAGGGAGAGAGAGAAGGAGAAAUUGAAGAAGGAUCAAGCGGAGAAGGACAAGGCAACGCUUGAGAAGGUCCAGGGACAGUCACUCAGCACGAAAUUUGGAAAAAUACCGAAGAAAAAAGUUGAGGAGGAGAAGGCUGAUGGUUCUGUUAGAAAAUCAUCGACUGACUCCAGGGACAGCUCCAAGGAGAACAAGGAUAAGACUGAUCCUAAAAAGGAGGCCAUUCAGGGGGUUCUUGAGAAAAAAAAUAUAUCAAUUUCGAUUGAAAAUAGGAAGAACUCUCAGGACACGUCCAGGCCCAAAACUGUCAAGACUUUUAAUUCGAAAUUUAGGUCGACUGGGCUGGAGGAAGAGAUCAAGCUGCCACCACCUAGGUCGGGGGUGAAGAAAAAUACCGGAUCCAGUGGGAAUAAUGAGAAGGUAACCACUCCUUUUCCCAUUGGGAGGAAGAGAUCUUCGCCUUUGAGGGAGUCUGGUGUUUCUGAUAAAAAGCCCAAACUCUCUAUUGAUGGCACUCUGCCUGGUAUGGGGGAGGAAAAGAAGGGAGCUAUCAAGCUUAUCCCAGCUAAACCAAAACCGAUGGUUCUCCAGGAGAGCGAUAUGUUCAUGGAUGCAUUGACGGCCUCAACCAAGAGCAAAGAGCCCAGGAAGAGGAAGAGGAGGAGUUCUCUGUCGAAGGAUGAUAAAGCUGAUGGGAAGAAAGAGGGGAUGGAGACCAAGGAGACGACACCACCACCUUCUUCACCACCUGUCGACGAGAGAUCGCCCAUUUCCAUUAAACCUGAUUUCAAGUUUUAUCAGGACACGUUGGAAACUGACGAGGAUAAGGCCCUGAAGCAGGAGCAGAGCGAUAAAGAGGAGGCGGAGAGCCGUGAGAAUCGUGAGGGCCUCGAGGAUGACGAGGGUAGCAGAACCCCAACGAAUUCCGAGGACAACGAUGAGCCAAAAGGUCCAGCAUCACCUGACGACUCGUCCGACCUGAAAGAGCCGUCAAGCCCCAAUCCCGAGAUUCGAUACGUCGACGGUCUCCGUAGUGUUCUCCUCCUGCAGAAGAGAAAGGGCCCGAAGAAGUCCCUGAAGUGGAAAGAGGAACUCGAAUCCGUGAGAUUCUUCGAGCUAGACGAGACAGAGCGAGUGAAUGUCACGAAAACCUUCACCGAUAUGAAGCAGAUGGAGAAACAGGGGGAGAGAGAGGCCUUCCAGAUGGCGAGAAAGCUCAACACCGAGGACGUCAUGGGGGAGAAGACGAAAUGGCGAAUGCUCAUCCCCAUAGAUCUACCACCACCACUGGUGGAGCCUGGAAAAGAAUCCAAGGAGAAGGACGUGCAGUACGCCAGAGAGAAAGGAAUUCUCCAGGCACUCUACUUCAAUCGUGGAAUGAUACCUGAUUCAGCAGCUGAACCUGACGAAGAGAGACACCACAUUCUCGUCGAUCCCAAGAUCAUUCCCCUGGACGAUUUAACUGGAAAUAAAGAGAGUGAGAAAGACUUCUCCAUGACACCCUGGCCUGAGCCAAAACCAUCGCUGGUACCACCUGCACCAGUUAUCCCCAAUGUCUAUCAUCAGGGAUUUCCACCCCAGGGAGUGGUCCAUCCUCAGGGAAUUCAGGGGAUUCCCAUGAGCAUUCAACCACCUGGAAUGAUUCCCAUGAAUCAUAUGGUCCAGGAGGUGGGGGCUGGAGGAUGGAGAACUGGUGAUGGAAAAGUUGUGGUGCCUGAUGUUAAUAUGGGAAUUAAUAAUAUGACGAAUAUCACAGGUUUUCCACCGCCUAAUAUGAUGCCACCACCGGGGAUUUAUAAUCAUCAGGGGCAUCAUCCGGGGCAUCAGGGGCCUGAGGGAUUUCCAGGGAUGAUGAUGGAUGAGGGAUUUGGUCAUAUGCAGGGUAAUUUUCAGGGGCCUGCGAUGUUUGGACCUGGACACAAUUUUCAGGGACCACCUCCACGGCCUGGAAUGAGGGGAAGAGGGGGACCUGGGUGGUUUAGAGGGGGACCUAUGAGAGGUGGGUGGCCUGGGAGGGGUAACUGGAGAGGGGGUAAACAGCCACCUGUUUGCAGGCAAUUUACGAAGAAUGGGUACUGCAGGGUUGGGGAUAAGUGUCAGUAUCUACAUCCUGGGGUCAAUUGUCCACCGUUUUGAGGGAGUGGGGGGCGGUGGGUGGUAUGAAACCACUGGGUUGUUUUUUUUUUCUGGUUGCGACAGGGGAUAUCUUCGGAUCCGGGGGAGAUAACGAUUUUUAUGUGGGGAGGUGUUUUGUCCGGAGUGGGAAGAGCUACAAAAAAGGUUCUCGGAAAAUUUCUGUGGAAAUUACAGCUUUUGAGAUAUCUGGGGAGAUGGGGAGAGUGCUUUCGGAGAUUGAAAAUUUUUUUCAUGGAGGGAGGGACCGGAAGGAGGGGGAGAUACAGAAAUUUUUGUGGGAGCUUUUUUGUAGUGCGAGAGAAGGGCUUGAAAAGAUGUUAUAUUGAAAUUAUCGGUAGAUUUCGCGGUUUUGGAGAUAUCGGCCUGUUACCCCGGUGAGAGUUGAGCUCUUCAGGUUGAUUAUUGUGCAAUCAGGUGGAUGAUUAUGGAGAUAACGCGUUCUGUGAUAGACUAUUGGCCUCGCCUGGUUUUACUGCCUCCCAGAGAGAUGUUUUUGGUAAACAUCGUUCCAUGCACUAGUUUUAAUGGGUGUAAAUAUGAUGUACAUAGGAUUUUUCCUAAUAGGUAAAUAGGUACGAGACGUUUAUCAGAGUCUACUUCCAUGAGACUGUUAUUUUAGGGAUUAGAUAACACCGAAUGGAAUUGUAAAGCUUUCAAUAUUAAUUUCGCUAAUUAAUGCCAUGAAGUGGUUGUAAUAUUACCCAAUAAUUUAUUCUUAUCAUGAUAAACAUUGAUUUAUUGAUGUAGUGAUUUGUAACUUAUGGAUGUAUAGUUUGUGGUAAAUCUUGCGUAGGGAAAAUUUAUUACACCACUCGAUUAAUAUCGAGAUUAAACCUAAGGUACAUUAUGUUGUUGAUAGACGACAAUGCUUGAUUGAGAAAAUACAUUGAUAAUUAUUUUUCAA